Papaver somniferum (opium poppy) is the source of this 1173-nucleotide messenger RNA. RefSeq lists its product as uncharacterized. The coding region runs from base 1 to 1173 and encodes 390 amino acids. NCBI's taxonomy places the organism in Eukaryota, Viridiplantae, Streptophyta, Magnoliopsida, Ranunculales, Papaveraceae. The transcript has 2 exons. The record is from RefSeq and is a predicted model, not a curated record. Gene Ontology annotation, molecular function: DNA binding.
AUGGCUAUGAAUUCUUCUAGUGCAUCCAAUGCAAACACCACAAACAAUAUAUGUGGUUCAUUGCCUUCUUCUAAGAAAGCUAGGGAUCCGACAUGGGAAUGGGGUGAACGCAAAGACCCAGAAAAUCCAAAUAUUAUUACCUGUUUGUUAUGUAACAAAUUAAUCCGUGGUGGUGGAAUCACAAGGCUUAAGGAGCAUCUCGUAGGAAAGUCAGGGAAUACUUCACCAUGUCCGAAUGCAACCACUUCUGUUAUCAACAAAGUAAAUCAGUUGUUUGCUGUAAAGAAGACCAAAAAUGCUCAUAGGGGUAACAUUGAUUUAGCGUACCAGCGUACAUUCAACUUUGAUGAAGGCUCUGAUGUUGACACAGAUGUUGGGGAACAAGAAGUUGAAAUUGAUGGCAAUGUUGGCAGUGGUAGUGGUGUUGAUUUACAUGUUCAAAAUCAGACAAAGAGAAAGCGAAUAACCCAAAGUAAUACAAGAGGUCCUAUUGAUUUAUAUAUGAGGACAUAUCACAAGAAAACUCAAAAGGUCACCGCUGAAAGGAACUGUGCAGUGAAAGAGAAGUUAUUAAAGACUGCAUGGAAAUGCAUAUCAUCUUGGAUGACUGAGAAUUCAGUGGCAUUUAAUACCGUUCGUUGCGCAAGUUUCAAAGAAAUGAUCUUUGCAAUUGGUGAUUACGGGAAAGGUUCAGUAUUUUUGAAGUCUGUGGAUGCCUCAGAUAGAACCAAUGAUGCUGAUUUCAUUCGUAAGCUUGUAAAGGAGGUAAUUGCUGAUGUUGGUGCAGAAAAUGUGGUUCAGUUCAUUACUGAUAAUGGUUCUAACUUCAAAAAGGCAGGGAAGGACUUAAUGCUUGAAUACCCACAUAUAUUUUGGACUCCUUGUGGUGCUCAUUGUGUUCAGUUGAUGCUAAAACUUGGUUCCAAGCUUCCAAGAAUCAAGACAGCCGUCAUACUAGGUAAGAGACUAGUUACAUAUAUUUAUGCUCAUUUUCAAGUAUUGAGCUUAAUGAGGGAGUUGACUGGUGCAGACUUACAUAGGUCUACAAAAACUAGAUUUGAAACUCAAUAUUACACACUAGUGAGUCUUCAAAAGUAUAAAACUCCUCUGCAAAUGGUGUUUGUGAAUGAUAGGUGGGUAAAAACUAGGUUUGCAAGAGAAAUGUGGGAGUAA